AUGGAUGCUUACUCUAGGUACAACCAGAUCUUCAUGCACCCUAAAGACCAAGCCCACACCUCCUUCAUCACGAAUCGUGGUCUAAACUGCUAUAAGGUGAUGCCUUUCGGGCUCAAGAAUGCUGGGGCUACUUAUCAACGCCUGUUGAACAGCCUCUUCGCCCCACUGAUUGUUAACACCAUGGAGGUUUAUGUUGAUGACAUACUAGUCAAGAGUCGCACUGCUGACCAGCACAUCCUUAACCUCUCUGCCAUGUUCACCAUGUUGAAGGAGUAUAGAAUGAGGCUCAACCCUACCAAGUAUACAUUCGGGGUGGCUUCAGGCAAAUUCCUUAGCUUCAUGAUCAGCCAGAGAGGUAUUAAGGCCAAUCCAGAGAAGAUCCAGGGCAUCUUAGACAUGACGAUACCCAAGACGGUUAAGGACAUUCAGAGCCUUACCGGGCGUGUCGCAGCCCUGACCAGAUUCAUCUCCAAGGCUACUGAUCGCUGUGCCCCAUUCUUCAAGGCACUUAAGGGUAGCAAACGAAGUAUUACCUGA
Prunus armeniaca (apricot) is the source of this 537-nucleotide messenger RNA. The record is from the annotation of a GenBank genome assembly. NCBI's taxonomy places the organism in Eukaryota, Viridiplantae, Streptophyta, Magnoliopsida, Rosales, Rosaceae.